UGGUACGUAUUUAAGUGUGUGUUUACCAUAGAGAAAAAGAAAUUGAACAGGGUGUACACACACAUACACACCCCAAAGCCCCAGGUCGCAAGCAUGGACCAAGAUUUGGAGAACGUUUUACUGUCUUUGGAAAAAAAUGGACGAUUAGACGAUGACUUGUGUAGCCUAUUCCUUCUAGCUGCCAAGCGCUGCCUCGAACAACAACAGUCAACCGCCCUCCUUGAUGCAGUUACGAAACAUGAGGUUCUUGUUGAGUAUACAGGUUGGGACCUGCUACCGAUCGUUAGUCCUUAUUUGGCAUCGGAUAAAGUGGAAGAACGAGAUGAGGAAACCCACAACAACUGUGUAGAUAUCAUUCAGCUCAUAGCAAAGGUAGGCAAGCCAAAGGAGAUAGUACUUGGACUGUUGGAACAAGUUGAUCAUUUCCUUGACAACAUGGUGUACCUGGAUUUCAUAAACCCUCUGCAAAUAGCAUUAUGCCGUUUGGAAACAGGUCUUGAGCUGAGUCUAGGCCUAGCCUUGUCAACUGUUUAUGCUCAUGUCCAAACCCUUAAGCUCCCUAGUUACGAAUCGCUUGAUGAAGAGGAGUUGCUACUUACGACACAAGAUCCAGAUUACCGACGGUUAGAGGAAACCGUGACAGUGCUGAUAGAUUUUGUCUCACCAUUUGUUUUCAAGGUGGUACAGGCGCAGAAGCAAGAUAAAGAUAAACUGAACAAUAAAACUUUGAUUAUUAAAAAAGAUGUAGAACUAUUCUUGUUGAAGUUGCUUAGCUACCCUCUUGUGUUCUUAAGCCUUGUUGACACAGCAGAUGAAAAUGAUACAGAAAACAAACCUGUAAACAACUCAACAUUCUGCACCUGCACUCAGCAAAUCAUGAAUUACUUUGAAGAAAUGAGUACUAGCUUUCCUAAUAUGAUAUUUUAUGCAACAACCCACAAGCCACGAAGACAGGAGCCUGCAACAACGGAAGAUAGGGAUGCAAGUGAUGAGGAUGGAUGUACCCAGCUCCCUCCGCAUGGUCUAGCUUGCUUUGCUUAUCUUGUUUUAUCUGUUCGGUUGGGGGAAGACCAUUUCCCUAGUAUCUACAGUGGUCAGCACGUUUUUCAAGCAUGUGUGCCUUAUGUUGUGACAUUGUUAGAGCGCCCUCAGGCUUAUGCAGUUCAGAAAGGACUGGAUUUAUUGAGUUCAACUGUUGGUGAUAUUGAUCACUUAUCACUGCCUAGCAUGUGGCUAGGUAAGAAAGGCUUCACUGAUGUUGCAGACAAUCUAUUAAAAAUUAUGAUACACUGUCCAACAGAAAAACUAAGAAAGAAAGCUGUUUCGUUACUUAAACCAUUUAUGAUGCAGUGGGAGUUCAAAGGUCGCUACCAGUUGCUUAGAAAACUAUUGAGUGAAGCGACCCAUGCUGGGGUUGAAGGCUUUCUCAUUGGAAUUCUCAAAGAUUUUGUUCACGAGACUUUACUACAAGGUUCACCGAGUAAUACAUGGUUUGUAGAUCAGCAUCUUGUUGAUAUCUGCCAGUAUGUUUUUGACCUUCCAGACGGUGCAGAAUCUGAUAUAUUAGAACGAUCAGACAAGAUAAUAUCAGCUUUAAAUUUUCUACGUUACUUGCUGUUAAGAGAUAAAUUCGAAGUAAAUGCCACAGGAGUAUGGACACAUGUUGAUGAACUAGACGAGAGGUUUCUACAACCACUUCACAGUGGCUUAGAUCUGUCAAAAGCACACUAUGACUUAAAAUUAAAAGAGGUGCAGAAAACAGGACAGACUAAAGAUGACAGGGUUAGUGUUACUGUUGGCGGUCAAAAUCUUCCCACAAUGCCAAUUGCCCAGCAAAAAGAGGUUUUGAGGUCAGCACAGUUCACCUUUGACUUAAUAGCAAGCUUGUUAGGUCGUGCAGGAGAAGUCAUUUCCAUGGAGAAAAGAACACAAAAGUAUUCUAAAUCCUGAAAAUGCAACAAUAGUGAAUAAAAUCCCACUUGCUGAGGAAAAAGCAGAAAUAGAGAUCAAGAUAAUGGAGGGCCAGCCAAGUGAAUGUUCAUCAGUGUGACCAAAAUGUUUCACCUGCCAGUGACAGUGACAAAAGAUAUGGAUUGUCAUCUCUUUGCAGGUAAAACCAACAUACACUCCACACUGGAUGACAGAAGCAACCUUUCAGAUGAAUGUAGCAGGAUGUGGAGAGUAUAAAACACUAACAGUGGAUUUCAUACCAGUUAUUGUAAUAGAAUGUUAAAAUUCCCUCUCUAGCUUUUUAUCGUAAGGUUAGGUCACAUAACUUUGGCAGCAGAUUCACUUUAAUAAAUUUAAAUGAAUGAAAAGACUAAACUAUUAAAUUCUGGCUAGCUUUAGCUAAUUCGUUUUCAUAUGACAAUAACAAUAUUGGUACUCAAGAAUGCUAUAAUAAAGCCUGAAAAAAAAUGUUUGUUUGCCCACAUUGCUUCCCCUAAAAUUUGUGAAAUUACAAUUUAAAAAAGCCAACAAAUCACUUGUUUAUAGAAUAACAUCUAAAAACAAAAUCAGAAUCAGGAAUUGUUUUUGCUGUUUUUGGUUGUUUUUUUUUCUGAAUGGUUUUUAUGAUUGCAUAUUCAAACUGGUAGUUUAUAGCAUACCUCUCUUGAAUAGACUGAAUUGUCGUCAGUGUGUUUGGUUGUUGGGUUGGCCUGUUAUAAUCAAACUGGUAUAGAGGGCAGUGUUUUACAGACAUACACACAGCAGCUCUAUCAGUAACAAUAUUAAAAAACAUUGAUUCAAGGUUGCUGAUGGAAAAACAGCAAAACUUGUCAUCCUAGUGCAUUUAUACUUUUUUUUCUCUUGUGGGGUCGUCCCACUUUUAUUUGUUCCUUCAUUACCUCCAGAUUCAAUAAUUCACAUUUCCAUCAUAAAGCUUGUCUUACCAACAGCAUAUAUAAAUAUUUUGUUGUUAUAAACAUUUCGAUAUAUCUUAACUAUUCUUUUUUUAAUUUCCUUAA
Anneissia japonica is the source of this 2969-nucleotide messenger RNA. Its product is annotated as glomulin-like. The transcript is spliced from 15 exons. Bases 94 to 1950 code for a protein of 618 amino acids. The record is from RefSeq and is a predicted model, not a curated record. Gene Ontology annotation, cellular component: cytoplasm. NCBI's taxonomy places the organism in Eukaryota, Metazoa, Echinodermata, Crinoidea, Comatulida, Comatulidae. Gene Ontology annotation, molecular function: ubiquitin-protein transferase inhibitor activity.